Molecule: messenger RNA, 873 nt
Organism: Fonsecaea erecta
Lineage: Eukaryota; Fungi; Ascomycota; Eurotiomycetes; Chaetothyriales; Herpotrichiellaceae
Exons: 4
Coding region: 1-873 (290 amino acids)
Biological process (GO): endoplasmic reticulum to Golgi vesicle-mediated transport
Cellular component (GO): membrane; trans-Golgi network
Source: RefSeq, a predicted model, not a curated record
AUGGCCAGUGGACUAUCCAGAAACUCUUACGACGACGAUCAUGCAGUCCUUGAAGAUGACUUCCUCAAUGAUGAAGUCGAACCGGACGAACCCUCCUACAACACCUCUGAUCGCACCCCUUUGACAGGCAACAUCCAAUCGUCCUCUUCCAGCGCACCCCUCAACCAAAGCUACUUGACCUCGAGGAUACCUGGUGAGGACAGGCAUGCCACACAAAAUACCAUCGAUGAGAGUGUCUGGGACACAGUAUCUCGAGACCUGUUCGCGGUAUGGGAGAAAAUGAAACAAGUCCUCUACCCGAAGUACUUGCUUGGAGGCAUGCUCCAGAGACAAGGCACUGGCAUGGGUGAUCUCGAGAGUCAAAGGGGAGGGCUCGGCAGAGAUCUCAGAGGCCUGCUGGGACGUUGGCCCGAUGCAGAUGGCAUCUUGCAGGGAGGGAUGAGUGAAGGCUUAAGAGAUUGGGAUCUAUGGGGCCCUCUCAUCUUCUGCUUGUUGCUGAGCGUCUUCCUUUCUAUGCGCGCCAGCAAAGGCCAAACCGACCUGGUCUUCUCCGGUGUCUUUUCCUUGAUCUGGAUUGGCGAGGCCGUGGUGACCCUCCAGAUCAAACUGCUUGGGGGGAAUAUAUCGUUCAUGCAAUCCGUCUCCAUUAUCGGGUAUACCCUCUUCCCUCUGACCAUUGCCGCCCUCCUCAGCGCGCUCGGCCUACCAACUAUUGCGCGCAUUCCCGUUUACAUCGUCCUUGUUGCUUGGUCACUAGCAGCCGGAGUUAGUAUCCUCGGGGGAUCAGGGGUGGUAAAGAAUAGGGUGGCCCUGAGUGUCUAUCCUCUCUUUGUCUUCUAUGUCAGUCUCGGCUGCCUCUGUUUUAUUAGCUAG